GGGGCGGGGCGGCGGGGCCUACGCCUGGCCUGGCGGCGGCCGGGCCGCUGGUUAAGUGCGGACGGGGCGGCGCAGAGGGGGAGUGGAGAUGGCGCUGCCGGCCGGGGGUAGGCGGCGGCAGGACCUGGACAACGGUUCCUUGGAAAUAACACAGAGUUUGGAAGAUGAUCCCCUACUUGAUGCACCGCUUAUUUCGUCUCAUACACUGCAUUCCCAACUGAGGCCAAGAUUUCAUGCCAUCCCAGCAGUUCUUCUUGCCAAUUUUCUGUUGCUAAUACAUGUUGCUUUUGUUGUUCUAGCAUUUUUAGCAGCUAUGUUUUGUUCUUACCCCAAUCCAAAUCAGGAUAAAUGUCCUGGAAACUAUACUCACCCACUUAAAGUACAGACUGUCAUAAUCAUUGCAAAAGUAAUUUUGUGGAUUCUGCAUGUUUUUUUUGAACGAUAUGUCCAGCACCACCACAGUAAAGUCAGAAGCAGAGGCUACUUCUCAAUAUACCGAUCAACAAGACAUCUAAAAAGGCUCCCACUGCUGAUACACUCCACAGGUAAUGCAGCCCUACUUUUGAUUCUGUCAAUACAGCAUUCCUUUCCUGAUCGCAGUAAAGUGUACCUGUAUCUUAUCCUGGGAGUCCUGGGCCUGGAGCUGAUUAGUUCCCUGACAUGCUUAGUGAUUUACACAGUGAAAAUAAGCAACUUUAAUCGUGCGAAGCCAAGACCUGACAUAAUUGAAGAAGAAAAGAUGUAUGCCUACCCUAGCCACAUUACCUCAGAAAUUGGAUUCAGGGAAAAUUCAAGUUUAGAAGAGAUAGUUGAGAAGCAAGGAGAUGUAAUAGAGUAUCUUCAGAGACACAAUGCACUGCUCAGCAAGAGACUAUUGGCACUAACAUCUCAGCAAAUCAAAACUUAACAACAUUUGGAAAACUGCUGCUGGAGCUCUGGAGGGAACAUGAGGUAACGUAAUAUCCAGACUAAUUUGUACAGACGACUCUUCCUCAGUCAUAUUUCAUGCUUUGAAAUGGAGGUUCAGCUGGAAGGAUGAGCUCUGCAUAAAUAAACCUGUUACAACUGGACACUCUGGCUCUCUUCAAAUCAUCAGUUCUGAAAAAAAAGUUCUGGAGCUUCAAGGAUUUUUAAUUCCUAAUAUGUUAAAGUUGGAUCUGAGGUAAUGGUUUAACUUUGUUCAGUUGUAGCUAUUAUUUUGUACUGUUGUAACCUUUAAGCUUCCAACUACCAAAGUAUUUUAUAUUUCUAGAAUACAAACCUUUUCUCUAGAAAAAUCUGACUUUGCAAAGGAUAUCUUUUUAGUUUCUAGUGCUCAACCUGACACUAGAUGUGUUCUGUUACUGAGUCCCAUUACUUCCAGUGUUAGAGAUGGUGUACUUCAAUUAUCCUAUACAAAGUAGGUGCUUACUUUCUAGAUUGGACACCUUUUCUCCGUUGUCAAGAAAAGGCAUGAAACUGUUGCUUGUGCCAGUGGGGAAAUCUGGUAUCCAAUUUAGGAUUUUAAAAAAAGUGGUGUGUGCCCCAAAAUGGCAAAUUGCACAAAGUGUGUGGUACAAAACAAUGUCAUGAUACGCAGUUGAGUGGUUGUUCAGAAAUCUGGCUUUAAAACCUGUAAGAGGGACCUUCAGGGCUGACGACUUUCCUGCUACUAGGGGAGUCUGUGUCAGCUAAUAAUCAACAAAAUUCCUGCUCUUCCAACUGAACUAACUUAAUACAAAAAGAAAAAAAAAAAAUUUGAGAAUAACCUUUUAAAUUCACCUGGUAAGUAACUGUUGAAUGGGUUUUAAGAUCUUGUUAAAGAUGUAUCAAUUACAUGCAUCCUUGCUCUUUGACUCUUCAAAACAAUAUCAACAUCUUGAUUCAAGAGCUAAAACGGCGUAUGUGGGGAACUGAAAAGCAGCAGAAGACAGGUUCUUCUAGAAGGUGGAAAACCACGAAUUUUUGGUUCUGUUUCAUGGAUUUAUUGGGAAGGCUGGUAAAGGAACCAUUCUGUUCUGGGUACUAUUUUGUCUACCAGUGUAGACCGAGAAUUAUUUUAGAAGCCAAUACCUCUGUGGGGAGACAGGGUAAUCACAGGUCAAAACUGGGAAGAAGGGUCUCAUGAGCGGUCUUGGAGUUAAAUAUAAGAAAAACAGAAGAAAAUGAAUCCAUCCUACUUUGGUUCUAGGGCACAACUUCAGAAAUAGCUAAACUGUUUAGUGUGCAACAAACAUGGGGGUUGUCUCAUUUAAAGGAAAACAAUAAAUAUGGGAGGUUUUGCUGCUAUCCAACACUAAACUGUUCUCCUUAACUGUUUUUUUCUUGAAAAUGCAGCCAGGAUUUUAUAGUACAUAUGUGAAAAAUACAAAUGUUUUUGUUUUAGAACUUGGGUUUUGUUGUGAUUGUGUAUAUCAAUUUAUAUUUCUAUGAAAAGCAGUAAAAUGUGACUGUGAAGUUCAUGCACAAUAAAUGCAACUAUGGAAA
Molecule: messenger RNA, 2466 nt
Organism: Calidris pugnax (ruff)
Lineage: Eukaryota; Metazoa; Chordata; Aves; Charadriiformes; Scolopacidae
Gene: TMEM192
Product: transmembrane protein 192
Exons: 6
Coding region: 89-907 (272 amino acids)
Cellular component (GO): late endosome; lysosomal membrane
Source: RefSeq, a predicted model, not a curated record